Messenger RNA from Paramecium pentaurelia, 2665 nucleotides. The record is from the annotation of a GenBank genome assembly. NCBI's taxonomy places the organism in Eukaryota, Ciliophora, Oligohymenophorea, Peniculida, Parameciidae.
AUGAAUAAUUAAAGUGAUAGAAAUAUUAGCUCGCGAAGAUCCAGUAUUGGACCGACUUUCACAAGAAAUCCAUCAUAUUUAUAAUAUAGAAAAUAAAAUUCAGAUUGCUCCAUCUAUUCAGAAUCAAAAGAUCAAGGAGAGUCAAUUAAACAAUUAAAACAAGAUUGUGAAGAGAGAUAAUCAAGAGCUCAAUCAAUUUAUAGUUCAUUUGCAGUAUUAUGCUUUCUAAAGUUAGAAAAAACUCUUUUCAAAAAGUGGGGACAUUAAAAAAUAAUUUAGUGAAUAAGAAAAAGCAACAAACUUUUUCAAACAAAUUAAAAGCAAAGCCAUUAUCAAUAGAUUUAUCUCAAAUCUUUUUAGAAACUCUUACAUUUUACCUGAAAAGUUGAAAUCAUAACUCUAAGAUUAGUACUUAUCUAAGCACACAUCUUUAUAAAAAUAAUAAUCAAGUACUUUUUAAUUCUAAUUUCAAUAGACAUAGUAGAUAAUUCUAAAUUUAUAAAAAUAUUUCAACCUGGUAGUUAACUCUUAAUGUAUUGGGAUUUGAUUGGAAUUAUUAUAAACAUGAUUUCUUUAUGGUUAAGCCCAUUUUAAGCAGCUUUUGCAUAUCAAUCUCCACUUAUUUUGAUUGUCACCAUUAUUUGGUAUUUAUUUUUGGAGAUAUUGGUGAAUUUAAAUAGAUCCACUAUUUCUUUUGGAGAAAUUAUUAACACUAGAAGCUAAAUUAUUAAACAUUAUUUAUAAGGAUAAGGAGCAUAAGAUUUAAUAAGUCUUAUAAUUUGGAUAGCGAUAUUCAAUAAAUCUCAAGAGAAUCUUGUAUUUGAGAUUCUUUAAAUCAUAUAAAUAAUGGUAACUACCAAAAAAGUAAUUACAAAUUUUGAUAAAUUUCUUGAAUCCCUCUAUUCUAAAGGAUCUUUAUCAAAUUUGAUUGACUUAUUUUCUCUAGUCAUAUCUAUAUUCUUUUUUGCACAUAUAAUGGCAUGUGUAUGGUAUUUUGUUGGGGAGAAGAGUGGUAUGCUUUUAGAUAGAUCUUGGUUGAAAAAAUAUGAAAUUGAGAAUGAAAGUAUAAUGAUGAAAUAUAACUAUUCAAUAUAUUGGGCUACAACAACUAUUGUAACAGUAGGGUAUGGAGAUUUAACACCCUAGAAUUGGAUAGAAAUAGUAUUCACAAUAAUAAUGAUGUUUUUAUCAAGUUGUGUUUAUGCAUACUCACUGAAUUCUAUUGGAAUUAUUUUAAAGAAUAUUUAAGAUACUAAAUAUUAAUAUAAAAAAAUGUUAUUGAGAAUUAAUGAUUAUAUGGAUAAGAAUAAUGUUGAAGUUGAAUUAUAAUUGAGAGCAAGAAAUUUCAUAAAGCAUCAUUUAUUUUAGAAUGAAAAUCAAGAAAGUUAGGAAGAAAUUAGUAAUAUAAUGGAAAAACUACCAGAGGAUUUAAGAAAUCAAAUUACAAAAUCAAUUCAAUUAAAAAUCUUAAAUUAGAUAACUUUUCUCAAAGAUUUAUUUUCAACAUAAGCAGUUACUGAUAUUUCUCGAUAUCUUGAAACUUAAUAUUUAGGACCUAAUGAUAUAGUAUUCUAAUAGAAUGAAUCUAGUGAUUCUAGUUUGUAUUUUUUUUUAUAAAUAAUAUAGAUAUUUUGUACAAUCAGGAUAGAUAGUUUUAUUCGAAGAGAAAUCUAACAAAAUUUUAACAACAUUAAAUAAAGGUGAUAAGUUUGGAGAAUACUCAUUUUUUACUGGACUUUAUCCAAAAUAUUCUGCUAAAUGUAUCAGUGAUGCAAUACUAUAUAAAAUAUAGAGAGAGAAAUUCUUAUACAUCAUUUAAUAUUAUUAAAAAGAUUUUUAAAGGUUUCAUAAUAUUAAAGAUUAAAUAUUACUAAAUUCUGAUUAUUCCAAAUGCCUAUCAAGUUGUUAGAAUUGUCGAUUAUUUACACAUUAAAUUAUAGAUUGUCCAUUAUUUUAAUAUAAACCAAAUUUAGAAAAAAGAAUUAAAGCUGCAGCAUAUAAAGAAAAUGAAAAUUUAAGAGUAUUCCAUAGAAGAACAUUACAUAAAUCUAAUUGUCGAAAAAUUUGCAGAAAUAUAGAAUUAUCAAUUAAAGCAUUUCAAGAUGAAAAUGAAUCAAAGGUUUAAAUUUCUGAUUAUUAAUCUGGUUAUUUAUAUAAAACAACUUUUGAAGAAAGGGAUAAAUAUACAUCAGAAGAACCAAAAUCUAAGAUUGUAAUAGCUGAUUAAGAUUAUGUAUAACCUACAAAUUUUGUUUCAUCUAAUUAUGUUUAAUAGAGAAGACAUUAAACAUAAUUUAAACCAUCUAUUAUAGCUUAAAUGCCAAAAUAAAGAAUGUCAGUUGUAUAAUAAGAUUUCAAAUCUUAAAACUAAUUGUUAAAUAAUUCUUUUAAUUCUUCAUCAUAUAACAAACUUUAAUCUGAUUUACUAUUAGCAUCAUUUCAUCAAACUAGUAUACAUCUUGAUUAGAUGAUGAAUUAUAAAGAUUAUAUGCCAUAAAAUAAUAUUACAGCAAUCAUCAUCUAGAUUGAGAAGAAUCCAAAAAGAUAAUCUAAAAGAAGAAAAAGAGAAUUAGAUUACUUAAAUAAAUAUACUUUCUUUUACUAUGUAAAGACUAUGGCAAUUAAAAUAAGAAGAACUUAACGUAGAAUGGCUUAGUAAUGGUGA